Xylaria bambusicola is the source of this 2209-nucleotide messenger RNA. Its product is annotated as DNA glycosylase. Lineage: Eukaryota; Fungi; Ascomycota; Sordariomycetes; Xylariales; Xylariaceae. The transcript has a single exon. The coding region runs from base 684 to 2078 and encodes 464 amino acids. The record is from RefSeq and is a predicted model, not a curated record. Gene Ontology annotation, biological process: base-excision repair; base-excision repair, AP site formation; nucleotide-excision repair. Gene Ontology annotation, molecular function: DNA binding; oxidized pyrimidine nucleobase lesion DNA N-glycosylase activity; DNA-(apurinic or apyrimidinic site) endonuclease activity. Gene Ontology annotation, cellular component: nucleus.
AUUAUCCAGUAGCACCUAAUUAGUCAUUCCUGACACAAGUAAGAAACCGGAAAUAGACUUAAGUCGUCUGUAUGCAUCUAUAUCCAAGUUGCGCCAGACAUUGCUGCAAUUCCAGCACAUCAUCUUACUUAUCUCUGCAAACCGAGAUUGGAUAAACUUACGCGGCAGAAUGGGCUCAGACUUACUUUUUCCUUUUUCUAUACUUGGCGAAGAUCUAAGAGAAUUGGGGAAAUGAGACAGAAUAAAAGAAUAAAAGGCUAGGUUGAUUUAUAUGUCAUCCUCCAAUACUUACAAGUUACAACAUCAUCCCUUCUCAGUUGUAGGUAUUCAACUAACCGUUACAGACUAGGUACAGCAUCUUCUUAGCUUGCUGAUUACAAAAGGCUAUUGUUGAUUGGAUACGGUAUCCAAAUGCAUGUAGGUUUCUAAAGCAGUCGAAGAGUGAUGUCAUCAAAGCUCUAGAACGCAGUCUACGUACUGAAUGGAUCUAAUCCAGAAGCUAGCGAGGCACGGUACAUUGGUGCUUAUCCUAAACGAGAAUGCGAACGAGACCCUGACUCCUGAGUCUGGAACGAUUUACAAGGGUACCUACUUGUGCGUGGUGGUAUCGCGACUCACAGCACUCUGACGUGCCAUACAACAAAUCCCGUGAUAGCGCCUGAAUUUGCUACCUGUAUGCGUGUAUGACAUCUUUAAUUGUGCGGUAUACGAUUUCCAUAUGCACCAGCACCAGCACCAUGGCGCAACUUGCGGCUUCUACACCACGGCGAAUCACACGCUCGUCUCUAGCUAGAUUCGCUUAUACAGAUGCACGGCGGUCUACAGACACCACCAAGUCGCAAAACAGCCAUGGAGAUAGCACGGAUAUCGAAGACGUAAUACCAGAUACAAAAUACACUCUCCCCUCCGCUACUGGCAAGUCCAUAUCGCUACGAAAACGCAAGCGAGCCAAUGCGUCUUCGUCAGCCCCCGGAGGUGCGCCGUCGCUGGCGACUCGUAGGGUUUCAAAGCGGCGCGAUGCGACCGACAGUCCUGACUCCGAGGUGAAGAUUGACAUCAAGUCGGAGGAUCUCGCAGCGACAGCUACGACACCUCUUAAACAAACAAAACGUCAGCGCAAGCCAGCCCUCAAGACAACGGAUCCUGCUACGGGACAAUCGGUCAUCAGCGCCCCGACGGAUUGGGAGGAGAUGUACGCCGCAGUGCAGUCUAUGCGCAGUGAAGGCGGCAUCGCUUCCAACGCUCCCGUGGACACGAUGGGCUGCGAACGCCUAGCCCUCUCGACCGCAUCCCCACGCGACCAGCGAUACCAAACCCUGGUAGCACUCAUGCUCUCUUCUCAGACGAAAGACACGGUGAACGCCAUCGCCAUGAACCGAUUACAGACAGAACUCCCUCCCUACAAAGCUGAUGCACCGGCAGGUUUGAAUCUCGAGAACAUGCUCGCGGUAUCACCAGCGCAUCUCAAUGAGCUCAUCCACGCCGUGGGUUUCCACAACAACAAGACGAAAUACCUGCAGCAAGCCGCCGCCAUUUGCCGUGAUGCGCACGGCGGCGACAUACCCGAUACCAUCGAAGGCCUCGUCUCUCUUCCGGGCGUCGGGCCCAAGAUGGCGCAUCUGUGUCUGUCCGCAGCGUGGGGGCGGACGGAAGGGAUCGGCGUCGACGUACACGUCCACCGUAUCACGAACUUAUGGGGCUGGCAUGGAAAGGCAGGCUCCAAGAAUCCUGAGGAUACCCGCGUCAAACUCGAGAGCUGGCUCCCGAAAGACAGGUGGCGGGAGAUCAAUACUCUCCUAGUUGGGCUGGGACAGACUGUUUGCCUGCCCGUCGGCAGGCGCUGUGGGGAUUGUGAGCUUGGGCUGAAAGGGCUGUGUCGCGCUGCUGAGCGUAAAAAGGUCCUCGAGGGACGCAGGGCCAGGGAGAGCGUGACGGUUAAUGCCAGGGGCCAUACCCACGUCAAAGUCGACCAUGAGGUGGCUGACGAGGCUCAAAAGGAGUUUGCUGUUAGUGGAGCGGGUAGUAAUGAGAUGGAUAAGGAGAAGAUGGCCUCAGUUAAGGAAGAAUUUACAGACUAAAUAUGAAAGUGAUUUUUGGUGGCUUAGCAAGGGGGAAGAGCGAGGUUGUAUGCUUUCAAACAGCGUGUAAGGAUACCCGCCGCGUGAUUCGGAUCACUUGCUGCAUAUUCACGGAACAUAGUUAGCUGAAA